Messenger RNA from Cladophialophora carrionii CBS 160.54, 2238 nucleotides. RefSeq lists its product as uncharacterized. Gene Ontology annotation, biological process: DNA-templated transcription; regulation of DNA-templated transcription. Lineage: Eukaryota; Fungi; Ascomycota; Eurotiomycetes; Chaetothyriales; Herpotrichiellaceae. Gene Ontology annotation, molecular function: zinc ion binding; DNA-binding transcription factor activity, RNA polymerase II-specific; DNA binding. The transcript has 4 exons. The record is from RefSeq and is a predicted model, not a curated record. Bases 1 to 2238 code for a protein of 745 amino acids.
AUGUCAUCUUACUAUAGCCCUCACGACAUGGGGCCGCUGUCCCCCAAUGAAGGCAUUUCUCGUCUGGGGGAGAACUUACGGCCAAGCAGUGGAGCCCAGAGUACUCCCUCCCCAUCUCAGAUUUCGGCCGUCAUGAUGCACAAUCCCAAGAGGGCGUACAGGCAACGACGGAAGGAUCCGAGUUGCGACGCAUGUCGCGAACGCAAGGUCAAGUGCGAUGCGACAGAGACGGCGAGUUGCACCGAGUGCUCCAGCCGCAAUGUCCGCUGUCAGUUUACCAAAGACACCAACCGCCGCAUGUCGUCAAUCAAACAAGUACAGGACCUAGAAAGACAACUGUUGGAAGCCCGCCAGCAGCUCGAGCGAUACCAUGCCGUCGAGCGCAAACCUGAUCUUUCCGCGGACGGUCGACCCAACACCGCCUCCUCCGUCUACGCUGAGUUCCCGUCUAUUGGCAAAUCACCACGCAGGAUGUUGAAAGCAAGAGCCCCUCAGGAUCUCACAAGUGCCAGAGUGCAGUUGAAUGAUGUCGGUCGUGGGUUGCUGAAACCGCCGGUCACCGGAGUCCAGCUUCCAUCGCACACUACGCACAUUCGAGUUUCAGAUCUACAGGGAUUGCCUGCGCGACCCGCGGCCGAACGCUUGCUGCAUUACUAUCACGAAUACAUCCACCGCCUAUUCCCUGUCCUGUACUGGCCCAAGUUUCAGCGAAAUUUUGCCAUCGCAAUGGAGCAGGGGAGCGCGCAGUCGUUGGCGACGGACUGGGUGGCGACCCUGUACGCGGUCCUCGCCUGUGGCGCACUGGCCACACAUGACCGUGGCCGGCUGCCCGAAGCGCAGGACUAUUUGACCAGGGCCAUCUCGACCAUCAAUUUCUGGGAGGAUGACGUGUCUACAAACCAGGCCAUAGUGGCGUUCCUCGCCAGCAUUGCCCUGAUCGAGAUGAACCGCAAGUCGGCGAGUUGGAUAUGGUUGGGCUCUGCAAUCCGUAUUGUGCAGGACCUGGGUCUGCAUGUGCAGGGGGGGCAGUGGUCACCCGUGGAGGGCGAAAUGCGCAAACGCAUCUGGUAUUCCUUCUACGUGUGGGACCGCCUGCUUGCGCUGGAGCUGGGAAAGCCCAUGCUCAUCAACGACGACGAAUGCGACACCGAAUAUCCACAGGUGCUCGACGAAGAGCGCCUGAUGGCCGACGACUUGCAUACUCCGUUUCCCCCGACCCUCUUACUUGCCAACAUCCACAUCGCACGGCUCAUGGCGCCCCUGGCCAAGACGUUUAGAUCGCUCUGCAUCACCAGCGAGGCCCUGACCAAGUUCGAAACGCAUCUGGGCGAAUGCCUGCACUUGUUUCCUCGGCCAUUACAGCUCUCGUCGACGGCGGGUCUAGAUCCUUGUAUCAUGGCGCCACUUAUAUCGUUUCAAAAUACACGCAUACUGCUCCACCGUCACAAUCUGUCACCGUCAUGCUCUCCAGAACAGCGAGCCCACGCCAUUGAGCAAUGUCUACAUGCUUCCCGCGAUACGGCAAGCGCUCUCUCGAGAUGCAUGUUACCACACGUUCAGGCGCAUGACUGGGAGCAACGGUUCGUCCUUGCUGCAAGCACUAUGCUGUGUACGCAUCUGUGGAGAUGCAUGCUCUUUCUGCUCUUUCGGCAAGUUUGGGAUGCAUUUUUCUUACUGCUACGGGCGGCUUCGACAAUCGACGACGCUCGAAGCAUCAACAUUUGCUGUGGGAGGCACCUCUCCUUCUUCCUCCGCUGUCUGGUCGAGCGGGUAGAGAAAGCGAACAGCAUCGACAUUGACCAAGACGAGGAACUCCUGGUCUACCUGUCGGCCGACCUUCAAGCCAGUACCAACAGCUGGGUAUGGGGCAGUGCCGAGACAGGCACCCAUCUCAGCCGGCGGCAAAAGCAUGGCCGACCUAGGAACACGCACAAUGAGCACGAGGCACAAGGUAGCUCGGGCGCCAAGUCACCGUCGUGGGACAACAUGUUGUCCGAGGAAGAAAAGCACGAUUGGGGGGGCUGGCAACACAUUGAAAAUUCAGCGCGAUACCUGCAACAAUUGACCGAGAGACAACGUUAUCCACACAAUCAUAUUCCGCAGCAGCCACUCCCCAGGUCGCCCUUAUCCAACGGUCCAGCUGCCGGGAUUUCAGGACCGAGGCUGGCACCGAUCACCAUACCGAACGAACCACCAGAUACAAACCGAGCCCGAAUGACCAUAGCGAAUAUCAUUUAG